Molecule: messenger RNA, 1020 nt
Organism: Arachis ipaensis
Lineage: Eukaryota; Viridiplantae; Streptophyta; Magnoliopsida; Fabales; Fabaceae
Source: RefSeq, a predicted model, not a curated record
AUGGAUAAACCAACCGAUUCAGAUCCUAAAACUCCUUCAACUCCCCGGUCUACCAUGAAUAAUCAACCUUCCAAUUUAACUCAAGAUACAACCAAUCCCUAUUAUAUUCAUCCAAGCGAAAAUCCUACCUCAGUCUUAGUUACUUCUGUUCUCACAGGAAACAAUUACCAUUCAUGGAAUAGAUCCUUCACUAUGGUUAUUAUUUCUAAAAAUAAAUAUGGAUUUCUUACUGGUUCUAUCUCCUCUCCUCUACCUGGGGAUCCUCUUUUCUCGACUUGGGAACGUUGCAACAACUUGGUCUUAUCUUGGUUAUUCCAUUCUUUGUCCCCUUCUAUAACUCAAAGUGUCCUCUAUUUUGCCACUGUCUCCUCUGUCUGGACCGAUUUGAAAGAACGAUUUGCUCAGAGUGAUCUUCUCCGAAUUGCUGAGUUGCAAGAAGAAAUCUAUGCACUUAAGCAGGGCACUCUGUCUGUCACCGAGUUCUACACAUCACUGAAGUCUCUUUGGGAGGAACUCGACAGUUCUCGCCCUCUCCCGGUCUGUUCAUGUCCAGCAACAUCUCACAGAUCACAAGAUUUUAUAAUUCGCUUUCUUAAGGGAUUGGAUGAACAGUUUUUGAUAGUGCGAUCUCAAAUACUUCUCCUAGACCAAUUACCUCCAGUAACCAGAGUUUUUGCAUUGGUUAUCCAACAUGAACGACAGCUACAAGUUACCGCUGGGAUUCUAGACGAUCCACGUUCCAUCACUGCCGCCGUCGAUUCGCGGCACCCCUCACAAGGUCGCGGUCGCGGUCGCUGUCGCGGUCGCUUUUCCUCCGGCAAUGGUCGCGGUGGUUUUCCCUCCAGCGCGGGAUGUGAUGGUUCCUUUAAGUUCUGUACGCAUUGCGGUCGUAGUGGCCACACGAUUGAAGUCUGUUAUUCGAAACACGGGUUCCCACCAGGGUAUCCACGUCACUCUGGUAGUCCACAUCACUCCAUAAUGCUUUCUUACAUGGGGAUCUUUCUGAAGAUAUUUACAUGA